AUGAGGGAUCUGUCAUUGGAGAAGGGAAGUAGUUCAAAGCAGAAAGAAGCCCAUGGCUAUGAUGUUGAAAUGAUAAUGCCCAAGGUUGAGGUUGAGGAUUUGUCUUACGAUGACUCCCCACCUCGUCAUACUACGCACUCAAUGAGGAUUACUUCUGGGGAAAAUGUUGCAAGCUCAUCAUCCAGCUGCACUUUGAGAUCAUCCUUUGUAGGGAUGGGAUUUGCACCAUCUCUGGUUGACAGAGCAAUUAUAGAAAAUGGGGAAGGCAACGUUGACUUGAUAUUGGAGACUCUCUUUACAUAUUCUGCCCUUGAGAAUCAAAAUUCUGACCACUCCCUUUCUGUUGGAGGCUUACUUGAAGAGGAUAACGGGCUAAAAACAGAAAGUGGUACAAGAAAGGAUCUACGUAGCUCCUUCUCAUCUGACUCUUUGGAUAACCUAUUAGAUGGAGUUGUAAAAGAGGAGCCUGAUGAACAUAGUAUUUUCAGUGAGAAAAGGAUAUGUUUGAUGCGCAUGAGUUUCUCUAAAGCUGAAGUGGACUCUGCAAUGAACAUGCUUGGUGGUGAUGCAUCCAUAAAUGAUUUAGUGGACUUCAUCUUUGCUGCUCGGAUGGCUGACAAGUGUGAGAAGGCUGCUAGUGGUCCAGCUCAUAACUGUGCAAAAAAUCUCCAGCAAUGUAGCACCGAAGCUUUGUUUGGUACUAUGGAGAAGACGCUUAUGUUAUUUGAAAUGGGCUUCACGGAACAGCAAAUAUCAACAGCUAUUGACAUAUGUGGUUCAGAGUUACCCGUAUCAGAACUUGCUGCUGCAAUCGUGACUGGAGAUUAUACCUGUAUUAAGGUGGAACAGUAUUACGAUCCUUCAUCUCCAGUUGCUAAUAAUGACACUACUGGAACUGGUUCUAAAGUCGCUGAUCCACUUUCCAUCGAAGCUGGAACUGUUUCUACUGUUGCUGAUCCAUUUUCUAUCAACAUUGGAACUGGUUCUACUGUGGCUGAUCCAUCCGCUAUCAAGGCUGAAGAUGAGGAAUGUAGUAAUUUAGAUGAUACUUUCACUGGGGAUGGGGAGUUUGAUUUCUUGGAGAAGUUAAAAGGAAAAAGGCCAAAAGGAAAUGACAACGAUGAGGGACAAUCUUUGAAAAGGCCAAAAGAAGAAUAUGAUGACGAAUGGGAGGACUUGAGUUGGUUACAAGAGGUUCCGAAAAACUCUAUAUCAGUUGGGAAUAAUUUUCAAAAACAUAAAGCUCGGAAAAAUGUCCAUAAAGUGACACCCCAGACCCGAGCAAUAUUAGGAGGAUCAGGAGCGACACGAAAGAUGACCUUGUCCAAGUUGUGCAAUACUCACAAUAAGAUGGUGGAUGGACCUCCCUACUUCUUUUAUGGAAGUGCCUUGGAUUUAAACCAAGACUCAUGGUGCAAAAUAUCGCAAUUCUUGUGUUCCAUUCAACCAGAGCUGGUAAACACAGAACUCUUUUCUGCCAUCAGUCGGCAGGAAGGCUACGUCCAUAACCUUCCUACUGAGAACAGGUUCCAUGUUCUUCCAAAGCCGCCAAUGACCAUCGAGGAAGCUUUGCCUAGGUCGAGUAAAUGGUGGCCUUCUUGGGAUACAAGGAAGCACUUGAGUUUCAUCAGUUCUGAAACAAAGGAAGUUUUUCUCACAUGUGAGAGGAUAGGGAGGAUGUUAGAGAAUUACCGAGGAGUUGCUUUGGUUACGAAGCAGACACAACUUCUCGAACAAUUCAAGAAGUUUAAUCUCGUCUGGGUUGGGAUAAACAAAGUGGCGCCCAUACAACCGGAGGAUUUAGAGCGGAUACUAGGUUACCCGAUGCGACAUACCCUAUAUCCCGGUGUUAGUCUUGAGGAAAGGCUCCAAUUACUCAAGGAUUGCUUUCAAGUGGACACAUUGGCCUAUCACUUUUCCCCACUUAAAUCUCUGUUCUCUCAAGGUUUAACCAUUCUCUCAAUCUACAGUGGGGUCGGUGGUGUUGAGGUCGCACUUCACAAGCUUGGUCUCAACUUUAAAGUUGUGGUUUCAGUUGAGUCUUCUGAGACCAACCGACGAAUAUUGAAGCAUUGGUGGGAGAAGGAAAACAUAAGUGGAGAGUUGAUACAGAUUGAGAGUAUCCAAAACCGUGUGGGGACUGCAAAACUCGAGGAUUUGAUAAACAAGUAUCAAGGAUUUGAUAUUGUCGUAGGUCAAAAUCCAUCAAACGACUCCGGCGGAAUAGAUUUUCGGUUGUUCUAUGAAUUUGUCCGUGCCUUGCAACGAGUUCGAAGUGCCAUGAGGAAGACGAAAGAGUAG
This is a messenger RNA of Oldenlandia corymbosa var. corymbosa, 2301 nucleotides long. NCBI's taxonomy places the organism in Eukaryota, Viridiplantae, Streptophyta, Magnoliopsida, Gentianales, Rubiaceae. The record is from the annotation of a GenBank genome assembly.